Osmerus eperlanus (European smelt) is the source of this 867-nucleotide messenger RNA. Its product is annotated as caspase-8-like. The record is from RefSeq and is a predicted model, not a curated record. Gene Ontology annotation, biological process: proteolysis. Bases 44 to 736 code for a protein of 230 amino acids. NCBI's taxonomy places the organism in Eukaryota, Metazoa, Chordata, Actinopteri, Osmeriformes, Osmeridae. Gene Ontology annotation, molecular function: cysteine-type endopeptidase activity. The transcript has 3 exons.
UUACUGUCUUACCUCUCUCUCUCAUUAGAGCCACGAGUAUCCAAUGGAGAGCACGCCCAGAGGCAUCUGUCUGAUCAUCAGCAACAAGACGUUUAAAAGAUUAGGUCAAAGACUUGGAACAGAGAUGGAUGUUGAAUCCCUGUCGACUGUGUUUGACUGGCUGGGGUUCAAAGUGCUGCUGUGUAUGGAUCAGAAGAAACAAGAGAUCGAGAGAGUGGUGAAGGUAAUCUCUCAGUUGAAAAAUGUGUCCGAUCCUGGUGGUGAUCUGCAGUAUCUGGCUGAUCUGAAGCAGCUUGGUCUGUACGAGUACGUCAAUGGAGAGUACGCUCUAUUGAGGGAAGUUCCACAACAUGGUGAUGCCUUCAUCUGCUCCAUCCUGACCCAUGGAAAUGAGAGUGGUGUUGCAGGUGUUGACGACAAAGUGCUUCCCAUAAACAAUUUGCUCUCGCCAUUCAACGGAGAGAACUGCCCAGCCCUCAUCGGCAAGCCCAAGGUGUUCUUCAUCCAGGCAUGUCGGGGGAACCAUCCCAUGGGGGAAGUUAAGCAAGAGCCUGUCGAUGGUGAAGCGGAACCAUACAAAAACCUUGGGAGUUCCAGGAACCUCCCAUCAGAGGCCGAUUUCCUGAUUGUCGAGGCAACCGUGCUGCAUUAUGUCUCCUACAGGAAUUCAGUUUUGGGGGCCCAUUUCAUCCAGGCUCUGUGUCAUGAACUGAUCUUACACUGCCCUAGGUAUUAAUUCAUCAUGUACAUCUUGACUGAAGUGAAUGAAAAAGUGAGUGAAGGAAAAAAUACACAGAUCUCCGAACCCACUUUCACCCUGAGAAAGAGGCUGGUGUUUCCUGUUUCUGGUCCAUAUCCGGACAGUUC